Messenger RNA from Microthlaspi erraticum, 489 nucleotides. The record is from the annotation of a GenBank genome assembly. NCBI's taxonomy places the organism in Eukaryota, Viridiplantae, Streptophyta, Magnoliopsida, Brassicales, Brassicaceae.
AUGGAUGAUUUGAUCAACCAUAACCUUCUCAAAAGCUUCAUCGUCUCUCUCAUCCUCACUCUCGUCUUUCUCAUCUCACCAUCAUCAUCAUCAUCAUCGAAACAAGAAACAAGAGCAUCUACACAAAAGAUAGAAACCUCUCUCAACGGCGACGAAUCGACGCACCAACUCGUCUACCUCAAGAAAAUGACGCCGUUGAUCUUGAACCGCCGGCAACGAGACCACCACCUUCGUCGUCGUUACAAUCGCAACUACUACUACUAUCGCCAUAUCAUCCGUCGCCGUGGUCUUCAGUUUCAUCAUCGUGCAGACUACUUCAAGAUGAUGACCAAGAAGAGCAGUAACGGUUUUAACCGCCCGAUCCGACCGGAUACUUUCUCGGUUAUGCUUCCCAAAGGAUUCGUACCUGCUUCCGGUUCUUCCCCAUGCCAUAACCAGAGCCCUAAUUCCGCUACCACUCUCUUCUGCGAUCUUUCUACACAACCGUAG